CUCCUUAAUUCUUCUCUUUCACUCGCUAGAGGCGAGAAAGGAAAGAUCGGAAAAGAUGAUGCACAUGACCUUCUACUGGGGUAAAGAGGUGACCCUCCUGGUGGACUCGUGGAAAACCAAGUCGUGGACGAGUUACGCUCUCACCCUCUUCGCUUGCCUCAUCGUCUCCGCCUUCUACCAGUACUUGGAGGACCGGCGCGUGCACCUCAAAUUCGUCUCCUCCGGGAAGCCUCCGGCACAGAUCGAGGAGUCUUUGCUGCAAGGGAUGCCCUUCCGUAGAGGGCCGAGAUGGUCGGCGGCGAGGAUCGGUGGGGCGGCGCUCUUUGCACUCAACUGGGCGAUCGGGUACCUGCUGAUGUUGGCGGUGAUGUCUUACAACGGGGGUGUUUUCCUGGCCAUCGUGCUGGGCCUCGCGAUCGGAUACUUACUAUUCAGAAGUGAGGAUAGGAAUGUUGCCACUCUUGUCGAAGAUAAUUCUUGUGCUUGUGCUUAGAUUUCAUUUAAUUGAUGGCAAGUCUCAAACGUUUUUUGACUUUUUCUGGAUCAGAUUAAUGAUGCAAGAAGUGUGCCAUCUGCAUAUCUGUGUAUGUAUGAAUGUAAUUCUGCUUAAAAAAAGAAAAGGAAAAAAAAAAAAGAAAAAAAAAGUUUUGUUUAGGUUGUCUUUGGGUUUACACUUACUAGCCUACAGAACUGUACAUUUUAUAUUUUCUUGAUCUAAGUUACCAUAAAACACUUAUAUUGUUUUGGUGAUUUGUACUCUUCUAGUUGUAUUUAUUGAUCAUUAUAGAACUUAAAGUUGGGAGAGUUAUUUUGGUCCUUGAUCAAGAGAGGUGGAGUUAUUUCCAUAUCGUUCUGUUUUUGCCUGGUAUGUCAACAUCUUAUAGAUCUUAAGAAAUUUCCUUUUGUCUGAAUCAAGCUACUUCCAUUA
This is a messenger RNA of Carya illinoinensis, 928 nucleotides long. RefSeq names its product copper transporter 5-like. Lineage: Eukaryota; Viridiplantae; Streptophyta; Magnoliopsida; Fagales; Juglandaceae. Gene Ontology annotation, molecular function: copper ion transmembrane transporter activity. Gene Ontology annotation, cellular component: plasma membrane. The transcript has a single exon. The record is from RefSeq and is a predicted model, not a curated record. Bases 56 to 493 code for a protein of 145 amino acids. Gene Ontology annotation, biological process: intracellular copper ion homeostasis; copper ion transmembrane transport.